Molecule: messenger RNA, 2802 nt
Organism: Penicillium paradoxum
Lineage: Eukaryota; Fungi; Ascomycota; Eurotiomycetes; Eurotiales; Aspergillaceae
Gene: pmt1
Product: protein mannosyltransferase 1
Exons: 4
Coding region: 1-2802 (933 amino acids)
Biological process (GO): protein O-linked glycosylation via mannose
Cellular component (GO): membrane; endoplasmic reticulum
Molecular function (GO): dolichyl-phosphate-mannose-protein mannosyltransferase activity
Source: RefSeq, a predicted model, not a curated record
AUGGGUCAAAAAGCGAAAGACACACUGGCUGUGCGGCCGCAGAGUCGCGGUAGGCGCUCGCCCAGUCGCUCGCCCAAUCCCAAGAACCGCAAGCCUUUGGCGGCACCAAAGACGUAUGCCUCGGACGGAGUGAAGAACAAUGAUAUCUUCAAACUCCCCAGCUCCGACUAUAAGCUUAUUGUGCUGGUCACUUUGAUCGCUGCAGCUGUUCGUCUAUUCAGAAUCUACCAGCCCACCAGCGUGGUUUUCGAUGAAGUCCAUACAUCAAGGGAAGAUUCUUCAUGGAUGUGCAUCCCCCCGCUGGCUAAACUGCUGCUUACGCUGGCUGGAUGGUUGGCUGGGUUCGAUGGAAACUUUGACUUCAAGGAUAUUGGCAAGGACUACUUGGAGCCUGGUGUGCCUUAUGUGGCUAUGCGCAUGCUUCCAGCUAUUCUCGGUGUCUUGACUGUUCCAUUGAUGUUCCUUACCCUCAAAGUUACUGGAUGCCGCACUUCAACUUCGGUCUUCGGUGCUGGUCUUGUUAUCUUUGACAAUGCUCUGGUCACUCAGUCCCGUCUAAUCCUGCUUGAUUCCCCAUUGAUUUUCUUUACCGCCCUUACAGCUCUGUCUUUCGGCUGCUUCACCAACCAACAAGAGCUGGGACCCGCCCAUGCCUUCCGCGGCCCAUGGUGGUUCUGGCUAGUGUGUACCGGUCUUUCUCUAGGCGCAACACUCAGUGUCAAGUGGGUUGGCCUCUUCACUAUGGCUUGGGUUGGAUCCCUUACGGCUCUCCAGCUGUGGGUAUUGUUGGGUGAUGCUAAAACUGUCACACCGCGCCUGUGGCUCAAACAUUUCUUCUCUCGCGUUUUCUGUUUGAUUGUUAUUCCUUUGGGCUUCUACCUCGCCAUGUUUGCCAUUCACUUUGCAUGUUUGGUUAACCCCGGAGAAGGUGAUGGCUUCAUGUCUUCGGAGUUCCAGGCAACUCUGAACUCAAAGUCUAUGCAAGAUGUUCCCGCAGAUGUCUCCUUCGGAUCCCGAGUUAGCCUCCGCCAUCUGAAUACCCAGGGUGGUUAUUUGCACUCUCACCCUCACAUGUACCCCACUGGUAGCAAGCAGCAGCAAAUUACUCUUUACCCCCACAAGGAUGAGAACAAUCUGUUCCUCUUGGAGAACACGACUCAGCCUCUCGGGCCCUACGGGGAGGUUCAGGGCCCUUUCGCCUGGGAUAACCUGACUGCUCCUGGUUUCAUCGAGGAUGGUUCAAUCAUCAGACUCUACCAUACGAUUACUCACCGUAGAAUCCACUCGCAUGAUGAACGUCCUCCAGUGACCGAGGCUGACUGGCAGUUUGAGGUCUCGGCCUACGGAUAUGAAGGUUUCCCUGGUGAUGCCAACGAUCUGUUCAAGGUUGAGAUUAUCAAGUCCAUGUCCGAGACUCCGGAGUCUCAGAAGCGCCUACGGACUAUUCAAUCUAAGUUCAAGCUGGUGCACGUCAUGACUGGCUGUGUCCUCUUUUCCCACAAGGUCAAGCUUCCUGACUGGGGAUUCGAGCAACAGGAAGUGACCUGCGCAAAGGGUGGUACUCUUCCCAACAGCGUUUGGUAUAUCGAAUCGAACCAACAUCCCGCAAUGGCCCCGGACGCCGAGAAAGUCAACUACCGGAACCCUGGCUUCUUGGGCAGAUUCUGGGAAUUGCAAAAGGUUAUGUGGACCACGAACGCAGGCUUGGUUGAGUCCCACGCCUGGGACUCUCGCCCCUCAUCUUGGCCCACCCUUCUUCGCGGUAUCAACUUCUGGGGUAAGGAUAACCGUCAAAUUUACCUCCUAGGAAACCCCCUUAUCUGGUGGUCAAGCACCCUGGCCAUUGGUAUCUACCUUGUUUUCAAGGCUCUCUCCGUCAUUCGUUGGCAGCGAAGCUGUAACGACUACAGCCACGUUUCCUUCAAGCGCUUUGACUAUGAGGUUGGCACCAGUGUUUUAGGCUGGUUCUUCCAUUACUUCCCGUUCUAUCUUAUGGCCCGUCAGCUUUUCUUGCACCAUUAUCUUCCAGCUCUCUACUUCGCCAUCAUGGUCCUUUGCCAAGAACUUGACUUCCUCACAAACCGCAUUAAGAGCUUGGGGCUUGCGUCGAAGCCUGUGAUUGGUAAGGCUAUGAUGGCGGCUUUCCUAGGUCUCAGCGUUCUGGUUUUCACGCUCUACGCCCCACUUGUGUAUGGCAAUCCAUGGACCAGGGAUGCCUGCAACCAAGUGAAACUACUAGGAUCCUGGGAUUUCGACUGCAGCACCUUCCACAGCGACCUGAGCCAGUAUAUCACUCAAUAUGUUCCCAAUGCGCCUCCCGUAGCUGCCCCUACGACCGCAGCACCACCCCCUCCCCCUCCCCCUCCCCCACCAGUUCAGGCACAGGAGCCUGCCCCUGCGCCCGCAGAUGAGGAUACCCAACCCGCCGACCCGGCGGCUGUCACCGCGCCCAAAAUCCAAGGCUCUAUGGCCCGGGUCGAGUACCGUGACCAGAACGGCAAAGUUCUUGACGAGGAGCUCGUUGCCAAGCUCCGUGCGGAAGGUAAAGUCAAAUUCGAGACCCGCUAUGAGCCCGGUCCCCCUAUGGAGAAUGCCCACGAUGUUCCCGUCGUCGAUGGGCAGCUCGCACCACCACACCCAGAUGUGCAGGGCCAGAAUCCCGAGACGGGCAGUGCGCCCGAGGACUCUGUGCCACCCGAGAGCCCUGCAUCUGUGGCCGAGGGCAACGAGCGCUCCGUUGAGCAGCCAAGUUCCAUGGAGGAAGCAAAGCCUGCCAGUGAGGGUAAUGAGGCCACCCGAUAG